CAAGAAUUGGAUUAAAUUCUUAUAUUUUCCGACUAUGUAGUUACCCGCUAAAGGGAUAAUUCUAAUGAGAUCAAUGAUAUUUCCAUUGUAAUAAACAACAUCAAUAAGUGUGCUUGCGAAAUGCAUACUCUUAUUAUAAACCUUAAUUACUAUCGUAAUGUUACGAGCUUUCCACACAGAUAAAUCAUGUCAGAUGAUGAGCAAUCAUCCGAAUCUGAACCGACAGUGUUAACAGCUGAAUAUAAAGAUGGCCAUUUAGAAAUAGUGGAUAUGCCACCUGCAAAGCGAAGUAAAUUCCAAACGGUGAGAGAAAAUUCUAUAUUGGCAGACAAUGACAACAGUAACUACGAUCAAUUCAAAUACGUGCAGGUUCUGGACUCCGAUAAGAACGUUGUUGUAGACUUACUUAACUUGACCCUCGUGAAGUGUGACGAUGGGCAGGAGUCGUACCGCCUCGUCAGCAACGAUGACACCGAGAGCGGUGGUGAAGAGACCGUCACGUGCGUGCUGUCCAACGAUGAUGGUGAAGAACAUGACCCAGAUUCGUACGUGGUGAUGGAAGGUAGCGAUGGCCCCUUGGUGUUCCUUCAGUCGUCCCUACCGCAACCGGAACCGGAAAAACCAAAAGAGCAAGCCGCUUUAACUCCAUUGGAAAUAUUAGAAAGGGCGAAAUCAUUACAGAAAGCAAAGGCCCUAAUGUCGCUUCACACGCCCACAACGAACCGCGGCCGUCGCCGCAAAACGCAGCUACCGCCGCCGCACGAGCUACUCGCCUCGCCGCACUUCAAACUAUACCUGUAUUCUUGCAAAUUGUGCAACUUUAAGUGCAACGCCAUCAAAGAACUAACUGCACACAAGGCGGCAGAACACGCGAGCGGUGGAGGUAAAUGGCGGGCGGGGGUCCGAGCCUCCAGUAUCACAUUACAAUGUGCGCGUUGCCCCUUUAGGGGUAACAACCAUUCACAGCUAUUGAAACAUGUCAAAGAUAGACAUUUUGAAGUCACUACAGUGAGCACAAGCAAAGGGCUACUGGACAGUGCGGAGGUGCACGAGGCGGACGUACUCGUGUGCGGCGCGUGCGGCUUCGAGUCUUCGGAGCGCCACGAGUUCAAGCUUCACAUCGAGGAAAAGCACGGCGUCACUGCGUGCUAGAGCCACUAGACUCUGCGUGUACAAGCUCUACCAGUGUAGGCAUAAAGAUGAAAAAGCGUCCCAUACAAACUGUAAUAAUUUUAGGGCAGGCAGUACUUUCGUGCAUGUAUGAAGUGCGUGCGACUGUGCGUUCGUUUGUACGGAGUUCUUUAAAUAAUAGUUAAUUUUCUAUGGUUUAGUGGACGCUUCGGUCCUGGCCAGUUACCAUACCGCGCAAAAACGAUUUGGGGUAUGUAUAGGGUGAAAUUCGCAGUACCAAACGCGGCCGUGCACACAAGGCUUUUUACUCGUUUGCUUUUUGCUGUGGAAGUGAAAUCUACUUUAUUUAUUUUGAAAUUCCACCCCUAAGUGAGUGUUGUGACGAUUCCUAUCUGAUAUAUAUAAUUUUUAAUUUUAAUCAGGGCACUACGGUUGGAUGUGUUCGUCCAUUGUCCGGUCGCAUAUCCAAACAUUGAGUAUACAAACUAAUAAUAUAAAUACAAAAGUGUUUGUUUAUUCAUGGCGAUAAUUUUUUGAAUUUUGUUAUGAAAUAAACUAGCCUUGCCCGCGUUUAUUAUAGUUUUUUUUACCGAACCUGUAGCAACCGUUUAUUUUCCUGGAAUAAAUAGUAGCCUAUGUUAUUCCUCGUUCUUUUCAACUAACUAUAUCCCAAACAUCAAGUGGAUUGGUUUCCUUGUUAGGGUGGUAAAGACGUACAAACAAACUAACAUACUUUCGCAUUUAUAAUAUUAGUGAGGAUUUUAAAUGUUUGAUUUUACUGGCUAGUUACCAACAAAGACUGGACACCAAUGUACUAUGAUGCCAAGUAGAAACGAUUAGGGGUAUGUAUAGGGUGAAAUGCGCAGUACUUACCUGUGAGAACAAUUUACGAAGACAAACUUAUGCCCGGUUUUACUAACGAAGGAGAUUCCCGGGCAUACAUAACCGAAACGUGAAACGAAUGAAACGUUGAAACGUUUUUUUCCAUAGACAUCGCCUGAAUCAUUAAAAAUAUAGGACAUCAGCUUACAACUGUCAUAUUGGGCGAUAAGCGGUACUCAGCUUUUAAGUACUCAUGGUCUCAAGCACAGAAAUCUUAAUAACAAGACACUAGAAAUGUUGUGUAGGCAUCACCUUGUCACCGCGAAUGAACCUUUUGCUAGUAAAUUUUUUUUAUAAGAAUAUAACUUAUUUAAAUAUUUUUUCAUCUACUGUCACUUACGAGUUACCUAAACGGUACUCACCGUCGAAUCGGCGUAAAUUUAGAUGGCGCCUAACCUCGUAAGUCAUCACCUAAGGAUUAGUGAAACUGGAAUUAUUAGGUAUCCGAUUUAGGCUUAGGUGAAAACGGGCAUCAGAGCACAUCAAUUGUUAUUCGAUACUUGAACAACAUUUGUAACAGUUAGCUACUUUAUUGUUAUUUUUAAACUACAUUGCCUCUUAUGCUUAAAACUAGUGUACGCCGUAGAGAAAAACAGAAAUGAACGAUUUCUCGUUCUCCGAAUCUUCGUUCGGCGACAAGUCUUUUAUAUGCAUUAAGUGCUAAAGGGCAUUUAUAGUGUCUAGUUAUUAAUAUUUCAUUUUCGAUGGUCGCAUAGAGGGAUCGCCCGUGUGUGUGGUCCUUCAGCGGACGCGGAACUUAAUAAACAGACUGAAUAUC
This is a messenger RNA of Pararge aegeria (speckled wood butterfly), 2791 nucleotides long. RefSeq lists its product as uncharacterized. The record is from RefSeq and is a predicted model, not a curated record. The coding region runs from base 187 to 1152 and encodes 321 amino acids. The transcript is spliced from 11 exons. NCBI's taxonomy places the organism in Eukaryota, Metazoa, Arthropoda, Insecta, Lepidoptera, Nymphalidae.